UCCAAUUUUGCACUAUUUAUGUUCUCAUUUUAAUUGCUGAGUGACACCGCCCUUUGUAAUUAUCACUACUGGAUAUUUAAGGUGCGCGUUCUCGUCUCGGCUCGCGCUAUGUUCAAGAUAAAAGUCUCUUAGUGGUCGGUGCAUUUGUGCGUGGGCGUGGCCUGGACGGCUCCUUAAGGAAGCUCGCGCGAACUGGCAGCUGCAAGGCUUUUUUUUCAUCAUUGGAAGGAAGCGACCGCCACUGGGCGCCGCUUUUAUACUGUAUUAAUCUGAAAGGAGAAUGGAUUAAUCUUUGUCAGGUCGUAUUUUUACAUUCAUGGUCCACCCGAAAAGGAAUGCCAUCAGCCACACUCGUCUGUCAGAACAGCUGCCAAAAUGGGAACCAAAUUCAGGAGUGAGAAGCCCUGAUUCCCGCACCGUCAGGAGCAGCCGGCCGUGUCCAGCAGAGGAAGACAGCGGGAGAGAGAGGACCUGCCGCGCCCUUCCCAGAGUGCACUGCGGCCAGGAUGUCCAGCCCUAGAGACAGCCCGCCCCCUCCCACAGGGCGCAGCCCAGAGAGGGAGCUGGAGCUGCCGCAGGACGGCCCCUCCACGCCCCCCGGCCUGGACGCAGACACCCCCUCCAUGGGCAGCCCGGUCCUCAGCCCUGACUCCGCCCCUGACUCCGCCCCCGCCACCUCCCCCACUGACACUGAGAACCUGAGCCCCGACGAGCUGGAGCUGCUGGCCAAACUGGAGGAGCAGAACAGGCUCUUGGAGGCGGACUCAAAGUCCCUGCGCUCCGUCAGCGGGUCCCGGCGGAACUCGGGCUCCUCGCUGGUGUCCAGCUCCUCCGCCUCCUCCGCCCUGGGCCACCUGGAGGAGGACACCUGGGUGCUCUGGGGCCGCAUCGUCAAUGAGUGGGAGGAGUGGAGGCGCAGGAAGGACAAGCUGCUCAAGGAGCUGAUCAGGAAGGGCAUCCCGCACCACUUUCGCGGGAUAGUCUGGCAGUUGCUGGGCAACGCGGUUGACAUGGUGGUGAAGCAGCAGUACGCGGAGCUGCUGAAGAUGACCUCACCCUGCGAGAAGCUGAUUCGCCGAGACAUCGCCCGCACCUACCCCGAGCUCGACUUCUUCAAGGGCCAGGACAGCCUGGGCCAGGAGGUGCUCUUCAACGUCAUGAAGGCGUACUCCCUGGUGGAUCGGGAGGUGGGCUACUGUCAGGGUAGUGCCUUCAUCGUGGGUCUGCUGCUCAUGCAGAUGCCGGAGGAAGAGGCCUUCUGCGUGUUUGUGCGUCUGAUGCAGGAGUACAGGCUGAGGGAGCUCUAUAAGCCCAGCAUGGCCGAGCUCGGCCUCUGCAUCUACCAGUUUGAGUACCUGCUGCAGGAGCAGCUGCCGGAGCUGAACAUACACUUCCGCUCACAGAGCUUCCACACCUCCAUGUACGCCUCCUCCUGGUUCCUCACACUCUUCCUCACCUUCCUCCCGCUGCCUGUCGCCACGCGCGUCUUCGACAUCUUCAUGUACGAGGGCCUGGAGAUCAUAUUCCGAGUGGGGAUGGCCAUCCUGCAGUACAACCAGACUGACCUCAUCCAGCUGGACAUGGAGGGCAUGUCACAGCACUUCCAGAAGGUGAUACCACACCAGUUUGACAGCUGUCCUGACAAACUCAUCCUUUGGGCCUACCAGGUCAAAUACAACUCCAAAAAGAUGAAGAAGCUCGAAAAGGAAUACACCACUAUAAAGAACAAGGAGAUGGAGGAACAGAUUGAAAUCAAGAGGUUGCGUACUGAGAACAGGCUUCUGAAACAGAGAAUAGAAACCCUUGAGAAGGAAAGUGCUGCUCUGGCUGACAAACUGAUACAGGGUCAGGUGACCCGCGCCCUGGAGGCGGAGCAGAACUACGUGAUCAAGCGGGAGCUGGCCGUGGUGCGCCAGCAGUGCUGCAGUACCAGCGAGAGCCUGCAGAGGGCGCAGGACACCAUACAGGAGCUGCAGCAGCACAAGUACACAGAGCCGUUUGUGAGCAGCCUGCAGACGCAGCUGGAGCAGUCUCGGCUGCAGGAGGCGGAGCUACUCUGUGCCCUGAAGGAGAUGCAAGACAAGGUGCUGGACCUGGAGAAGCGGAGCAGCUCCUUGCCGGAUGAGACCAAUGUUGCGCAGCUGCAGGAGCAGCUGAGGCAGCUGAAGCUGAGAGAGCUGCAGACCCUGCAGUCCUUCAGAGAGAUGAGAGACUCUGUGACCGACCUGAGCCAGCGCUGGCAGCACCACAUGUCCCGGGGGGGCGGGGGUGGGCACAGGAAGGAGUCCCCAAAGAAGAGCGCUCUGAACGAGCUGCAGGACAAGCUGAUGGCCGUGCGCCUGCGCGAAGCCCAGGCCCAGGCCGAGCUGCGUGAGCUCAAACUAACGGCCCUGCAGCUGGAGAGCCAGAACCAGAUCCACAGUAAGCUGGUGAGCCGGCAGGAGCAGGAGAGUGCUGCCAUGCAGGAAAGGCUGCAGUGCAUUAUGGGACAGAACAAGAGCCUGCAGACACAGCUCAGCGAGCUGAAGAGGAAGCAGGCCGAGUCCGACUGCAAGAGUAAAGAGGAAGUGAUGGCGGUGAGAUUGAGGGAGGCAGACAGCAUGGCGGCGGUGGCAGAACUGAGGCAGAGGAUUGCCGAUCUGGAGAUUCAGAGGGAGGAGGGCCGGAUCCAGGGCCAGCUGAACCACUCAGACUCCAGCCAGUACAUCAGCCAGCUGAGGGAGCAGAUUGCAGAGCUGAAAGCAGAGAUCAGGCAGUUGCGCGGGCAGCCCUUCAGGUACCCGGCCCCGGGUCACGGGUCCUUUCAGGGCCUGCGCCUGUCCAGCCCGGCCUCAGGAGAGGCCGACUACCUCAGCUCAGACGACGACCUGCCGCCCAGCCCGCCGCCCCCCGCCGCGCUGUACCCGUCCCUGGCCCCGCCCCUCCACCCCGGCCCUGCUCCGGACAGCGAAGGCAGCACCGACAGCGACACGGAAGGAGGGGGCGGAGCCCCCCAAGUCCCGCCCCCUCCGCAGCUCUUCCCCAGCAUGGUGUGCGCGGAGGAGAACUGAGCCGGGGAGGCGGCGCCACCCCAAUGACCCCGCCCCCUGCCCCGCUUAGCCCCGCCCACUCUCCAUACCCCCUCCUUUUCUGCUCACCCCGUUCAGCCCUGGUAUGCGCUCCAUGAUCCUGCAGAAACUUGCUCUGCAGUGAAAUGAGUAACCGCCCCAUCAUCGCCGUCGACAUCGCGGGCUAAAGCUGCCGUUCUGCUGGGCGCUGAGCCGUCCGGCUCUCCAAGCAAGAGACGGAGCAAAAGCACCACAGCACACGCACAGCGGAUUAUACCAAAAAUGGGGGGAUUUUCCCAUCACAGUUUGGGCAGCUAGAACCCAGUGAAGUCAGUGGAACUUGUACAUGGCCUCACACAGAAACGUCCAUCGUUAGGAAUGAGCACACACACAUAUACACGCACACACACACACACACACACACACACACGCACACACACACACACACACACAC
Messenger RNA from Anguilla anguilla (European eel), 3501 nucleotides. Its product is annotated as EVI5-like protein. The transcript is spliced from 20 exons. The coding region runs from base 507 to 3050 and encodes 847 amino acids. The record is from RefSeq and is a predicted model, not a curated record. NCBI's taxonomy places the organism in Eukaryota, Metazoa, Chordata, Actinopteri, Anguilliformes, Anguillidae.